AUGUCGGCAGAACAAGUCUCAUCCGUGGCUGGCGGAGGCAUGACGGGUUCCGACCUGGGAACUAUGACUGGAGCACUCCAAGGCAGCAUCAACAAUCUAGUGAACCUAGGGACCAAUUACCUGGACCGCUUCUUCCCGCCGGAGAAGCGUGAGCGGUGGAAAACCUGGUUGACGGAGUUCGCCACGCAGAGACCGUACGUGGCGUCCUUUCUGCUCUCGCAGAUCGCGUUGAGUGGACUUCCUCUUGUCCUAUUCGGCGUGAUGUCAAUUACCGUACUGAUUUUUGCGUUCCUCGCCGGUAUCUUGGUCGGAGUUGUUGGAGCAUUACUCUUUGUUGUCGUGGUACUGGGGUUCGCUUUGAUCAUAUUUCUUCCCACAUUAUUCUUCACUACCUCUGCUGCAGUGUUCAUCUGGCUAUGGGGCGUCGGCACGUAUUUCAUCAUCAAAUGGUUCAAUCAGAAGGAGGUGCCAGGUAUUCAUUCAGAUGUUGCAAGCGGCCUGGCCAAGUUCAGUGGACCGAGUGAUUUAUCUGGCAUCAAUGGGAAUCCGCUGGGGGCGGAGGGCGAGAGUGCAGACCCCCCAGUUCCGACACAACAUGAGAAAACGCCCUCGAAGAGCGGCGAAAAGGGCUCGACGAACAGUGCUCAGCACCGUGCAGAGGGGAAAGAGAAUCAGGCACACCAGAGGAAGCAUGCUGCGAAUCGACCCUCAUCUGUUGGUGCCACGUCUAAAGUCACCGGGCCAGUUGAUGGAGUUCCAAAAUCGGUCGGAGAUACCGGGAAGGCAGUGGGCAUAUGA
This is a messenger RNA of Rhinocladiella mackenziei CBS 650.93, 798 nucleotides long. RefSeq lists its product as uncharacterized. Bases 1 to 798 code for a protein of 265 amino acids. The record is from RefSeq and is a predicted model, not a curated record. The transcript has a single exon. Lineage: Eukaryota; Fungi; Ascomycota; Eurotiomycetes; Chaetothyriales; Herpotrichiellaceae.